Molecule: messenger RNA, 1148 nt
Organism: Trichobilharzia szidati
Lineage: Eukaryota; Metazoa; Platyhelminthes; Trematoda; Strigeidida; Schistosomatidae
Source: the annotation of a GenBank genome assembly
GGUGACUUUUGGAUCUCAAGCAAAGGCGGGAAGGCAAAGGUUCAUAUUCAAGUGUGUUUAGGAUAAAAGGACUAUUCAGAUGUCAAGCUUAUCGAAAGACUGUAAUAAAUACUUUCACACAAAGAAUCUAUAUGAAAUUCUAGAAGUGGCUAAAGACUGUUCGAAAGCCGAACUUCGCAAAGCUUUCUACAAAUUGUCUCUCGUUCAUCAUCCUGAUCGUCAUGACAACGACUCGAAAUCGGAAGCAACGAAAAAAUUUCAAGUAUUGUCUAGAAUCUAUUCGUACUUAGAUGAUGAUGAGAAACGCAAAAUUUACGAUGAAACAGGUGUAAUCGAUGAAGAAGAUGAGAUUGCUGGCAAAUCCUAUGAUGAUUGGUUGGAUUAUUGGCGACUUUUGUUCCCUAGAAUAACACCCACACAGAUUGAUGAGUAUCGUCAGAAGUAUGUGGGAAGUGAAGAAGAAACUGAGGAGUUGAUCAAAAUUUACAAUAGUUCUAAAGGAGAUAUGGAUACUAUAAUGGAAUCCUUAAUACUGGUAAAUUAUGAAGAUGAACCGAGAAUCCGUAGCCUCAUUGACAAACUGAUCUCUGAUCAGAGAAUUAAAGCUUUCAAGAAUUAUACACAUGAACCACCGGAGAAGGCAGCAAAAAGAGCGAAGAGAGCCUUACAGGAAAAGAAGUUGUUUGAGAAACAACAGAAGAAUAAUAAGAAUAAGAAACUCAAGAAGAGUAACGAUGAUGACGGCUUAGAUUCACUGGCCAAGGCGAUUCAAAGUCGACAUGCGAAUGCAUUACAGUCGUCAGAGAAUUUUCUAGAUAAGAUUGCAGAGAAAUACGCUGCAAUACAUUCAUCGUCGUCUGCUGCUGCUAAAAAGCAAAAACGCAAGACAACGACGACGACUACCAGUGCUACUGCUGCUGCUAAGAAGAAGAAAAAAUAAGCAUCAACUCGUCUUUGGUAAAAAAAAUUCUAUUUUCUUCAAUCAAUCAAUAUUUCUGAUAACAAGAGAUCCCACAUGUAUAUACACUCAUUUUUAUGUUCUUUGUUGGCUUUCAACCUUCUGUCAAAGAAAGAAAUGAAAAAAAAAAUAAGCAAAGAUUUAUAACUGUCUUAAACAGUAUAAUAUGAAAUGUAUAUAUAUACCCCUU